Molecule: messenger RNA, 1542 nt
Organism: Rotaria sordida
Lineage: Eukaryota; Metazoa; Rotifera; Eurotatoria; Philodinida; Philodinidae
Source: the annotation of a GenBank genome assembly
AUGGGUCUUGGUGGUAGUAAUUUAAAAAUUCCAGGUGGUGGUACUGAAGGUUUUCAUGUUCUUCGUGUACAAGAUGGUUCACCUGGACAUAAAGCUGGUUUAGAAGCAUAUUUUGAUUUUAUUGUUAGUAUCAGUGGUAUUCGACUUGAUACAGAUAAUGAUAGAUUUAAAGAAGUAUUAAAAGAAAAUGUUGGUAAACCAGUUGAACUACUUGUUUAUAGUAGUAAAACACAAACAGUACGACAAUUAACAUUAAUUCCACAUGAAAAUUGGGGUGGUCAAGGUUUACUUGGAUUAAGUAUUCGAUUUUGCACAUUUGAUAAAGCAAAUGAAAAUGUUUGGCAUGUCUUAGAUGUUCAGCAACAUUCACCAGCAGCAUUAGCUGGUUUACGUUCAAAUACCGAUUAUAUUAUUGGUGCUGAUACAUUAUUAAAUGAUGCUGAAGAUUUAUUUACAUUAAUUGAAAGUAAUGAAGGUAAACCACUUAAACUAUAUGUUUAUAAUAGUGAAAGUGAUAUGACACGUGAAAUAACACUUACACCAAAUGUUGGAUGGGGUGGUGAAGGUAGUUUAGGUUGUGGUAUUGGUUAUGGUUAUCUUCAUCGUAUACCAAUUCGUACGGCAACUGUACCACCAGUAACAAAAGGAAAUUUACCAACAAAUUCAUCUAUUAUAAGUGAAAAUAAUGCUAUGAAUAAAACACCAUUACUUUCAGCAAUACCAUCAUCUAAUCUUAAUGAAAAUACAAGUAUGAAUAUUACACUUCAACCUGUUAAUAUGCCACCAAUAGCAGUUACAGUGCCAAAUUUAUUUGUUCCAUCACCACCAGUUACUACAACAACAACUGAGACAACAUUAACAACGACUAGUGGAACUCAACCAACAACAACAACAACAACAAAUGAUCCUAAUCAAUUUGCUAAAUAUUUUGGUGAUAUGACACUUAAUCCAUCACCUACUACAUCAACAACUUUUCCUUCAAAUUCUGCAACAUUUGUUCCUAGUUUUUCUAACACUCAAUAUCCUCCUAUAUCUCAACCUUCUGUUCAACAAAUAACAAAUUCAGGUCCAACUGAUCAAUUACCAUCUGUAGUUUCUCCUCCAGUAAUGCCUCCAUCUAUUGGUGGAAUGUCAAGUUCUCAACAACAAUCAACAAAUCAAGGUCCAACUGAACAAUUAACAUCGGUAAUUCCACCUCCAAUGAUGCCUCCAUUUAAUUUUCAAAUGCCAAAUCCUCAACAACAACAACAACAACAAUAUUUUCAGCCUGUUCCUACAUCAUUAUUUACUGAUUCUCAAUAUCAACAACAACAACAACAAGCUCCUUUUCAAUUUAAUCCAACCGCUAAUACAUAUCCAAAUCCUUUUUCAGUUCCACCACCAACAUAUGCUCAACGAUCAUCACCAUUUACUCAUGAUCAUGAUAGUAGCGGACAUGGACAUAGCCAUGAUUAUGGGAUGGGACAUGGUCAUAGUCAUGAUCAUAGUGGUGGUCAUGGUCAUAGUCAUGAUCAUGAUGAUGGUCAUGGUCAUAGUCAUUAA